AUUCAGCUCUGUAAAAGUUUCAGAUCAGUCUGCUGUCUGACUGCUCAUAUAGGUGUCGGUGAUGGCUGCAGAAACCCAGACGUGCUACGAGGGUCAAGGUGUCCAGAACUUUCAGUUUUUAGGUAAAAGCUGUCUGGAUGUGCUCGGUGUUGGAAGUGGUGGAGGGGAGAUGGAUGUGAAGAUGAUUUCACUACUGCAGUCUGUCUGUCCUGAUGUGUCUAUCACUGCAGACAUUGUAGAAGGCAGCACUGACCUCAUUGGAAAAUUUAAAGGGUCUGUAGCAACGUCUGCCACCCUUCAGAAGAUCCCAUUUGCUUGGCACAUUAUGACUAGUGAAGAGUACGAGAAGCAAGUCCAGGCCGGGGGAAACGCAAAGAAAUUUGACUUCAUACACAUGAUUCAGAUGCUCUACUACGUGAAGGACCUUCAACAAACCAUCAAGUUCUUCCACAGCCUCCUGAAAAACAACAGUCGCAUUCUGGUUGUCAUAAAAGCAGCCAACAGUGGCUGGGGCAUCCUGUGGAGCACCUACAGCAAGGAGCUCUGCAUGAAAAGCAUCUCUGACUACCGCUCAGCAAAAGACCUUGUUGCCUGUCUGAAGAGCCUGGGUCUGAAAUAUGAGGAGCACACCAUUCCCAACAGCUUUGACAUCACCGACUGUUUGGACCCAAGCAACAAGGUGGGAGCACGUCUGCUGAACUUCAUGACAGACCAGGAUAAUUUCCAUCAGUCGUUCACCCCAGAGGUCCGCGCUGGUAUCUUGGACCUUCUCAGGAACAAGUGCAGCACUGAGAAGGAUGGGAGGGUGAUGUUUAACAGCACUCUGGCCUGCAUACUCAUUCACAAUUGAGUUAUUCCUCUUGUAACACCGAGGAUACACAUCUGAGCAACCAGAAUGAAGCUGAGACACUACUGAAUGUCGUAUUUCUAUAGAAAUUACAGUUACCUUAAAAUAUAGUGACAUUUAACUCAAUAGUGCUGUGGUUAUUGAAAAAUUAAUAUCAACCAGCACAAAAUUUGGAAAUCACCUGAC
Messenger RNA from Thalassophryne amazonica, 1033 nucleotides. RefSeq names its product histamine N-methyltransferase-like. The record is from RefSeq and is a predicted model, not a curated record. Lineage: Eukaryota; Metazoa; Chordata; Actinopteri; Batrachoidiformes; Batrachoididae. Gene Ontology annotation, molecular function: N-methyltransferase activity.